AUGAAACUCAUCCAGGCGCAAGAGCAGAUGAGAGCUCCACCACAAGCAAGGAGCAGACAUCUCCCCGCCACUCCAAAUCAAGAACUGCCCAUAACCACUCCACACAUGAUAAAUAAUCCCCAACCAGUAGCCAUCAGAACGCCAAAAGCUCCCCAACCAAAAUCGCUUCUCCCACUGCCACAAACUGGCGCCAAUGUAAAUCAAGCAGAAAGUCAGCAACAACAACUGCAACAUAUGCGUCAGGGCCCCAAAACUAUGGCACAAGCCGUUCAAGCGCCCAGACCCAAACCACAAAUAAAUCCACGACCAGAGAAUGUAAAACCGCAGGAAAAACCAGCCCACUCUCCACCACUGCCACCCCAAAUCCCAAAUACCAGCACCCCUGCAGAGAAAGAGACAACAAGGAUAGCAGCAGAAGAAAAAGAUACACAAAGACCAGAGGAAGAAAGAAAAGCAUCAGCUCCUACAACAGCAGAGUCCUCCACCACCCCAAGUCCCGCUGACGCAGCACCAAGCGGAGUGGAACCAUCCACAACACCGCUGCCAGGCACACAUUCUACCCAGACGACAAUGGCCACCCCAGGAUCUGCACCACAGCAACAAACCCCCACAGAACAACCCAUGCAGUUUCUCCAACAAAUAUGGAUGGAACAUCAUCAAAUCAAUGUUAAGCAACAACCUUACUAG
Messenger RNA from Schistocerca serialis cubense, 687 nucleotides. RefSeq lists its product as uncharacterized. NCBI's taxonomy places the organism in Eukaryota, Metazoa, Arthropoda, Insecta, Orthoptera, Acrididae. The record is from RefSeq and is a predicted model, not a curated record. The transcript has a single exon. Bases 1 to 687 code for a protein of 228 amino acids.